Molecule: messenger RNA, 1782 nt
Organism: Loxodonta africana (African savanna elephant)
Lineage: Eukaryota; Metazoa; Chordata; Mammalia; Proboscidea; Elephantidae
Gene: NOSIP
Product: nitric oxide synthase interacting protein
Exons: 9
Coding region: 166-1074 (302 amino acids)
Cellular component (GO): nucleus
Molecular function (GO): ubiquitin protein ligase activity
Source: RefSeq, a predicted model, not a curated record
CCGAGCCGGACGAAGCGCCUCUGCAACUAGGGGCAAUGUCACUUCCGUUAUCUCCUGUGAACGGAAGUAGGCGGAGCGGAGGGGGGAAAUCGCGCUCCCUUCCGGCGUACCAGCACAGUCGUUGAAGCGACGAAGGAACGAAUAGUGGGUUGUGAGAAUCCCAGAAUGACACGACAUGGCAAGAACUGCACGGCAGGUGCUGUCUACACCUACCACGAGAAGAAGAAGGACACAGCGGCCUCAGGUUACGGGACCCAGAACAUUCGACUGAGCCGGGAUGCCGUGAAGGACUUUGACUGCUGCUGCCUCUCUUUACAGCCCUGCCAUGACCCUGUUGUCACCCCAGACGGCUACCUGUAUGAACGUGAGGCCAUCUUGGAGUACAUCCUUCACCAAAAGAAGGAGAUCGCCAGGCAGAUGAAGGCCUACGAGAAGCAGAGGGGCGCCCGGCGAGAGGAGCAGAAAGAGCUGCAGCGGGCAGCGGCACAGGACCAGGUGCGCGGCUUCCUGGAGAAGGAGGCGGCCAUCGUUAGCCGGCCCCUCAACCCGUUCACACCCAAGGCCACCUCUGGGAACGGUGCAGCAGAUGAUGUCCUGCCUGGGCCCAGCGCAGGCCCAGCCAGCAAGGACAAGGACAAGGCGCUGCCCAGCUUCUGGAUUCCGUCGCUGACACCCGAGGCCAAGGCCACCAAGCUGGAGAAGCCGUCCCGCACUGUGACCUGCCCCAUGUCUGGGAAGCCGUUGCGCAUGUCGGACCUGACGCCUGUGCACUUCACACUGCUCGACAGCUCGGUGGACCGUGUGGGGCUCAUCACGCGCAGCGAGCGCUAUGUGUGCGCAGUGACCCGCGACAGCUUGAGCAACGCCACGCCCUGCGCCGUGCUGCGACCCUCUGGGGCCGUGGUCACUCUCGAGUGCGUGGAGAAGCUGAUUCGGAAGGACAUGGUGGACCCGGUGAACGGGGAGAAGCUCACGGACCGUGACAUCAUCGUGCUGCAGCGGGGCGGCACGGGCUUCGCGGGCUCCGGAGUGAAGCUGCAGGCCGAGAAGUCGCGGCCAGUGAUGCAGGCCUGAGGCGCUGGGCGGCGGGAGAGCCAAUAAAGGCGCUUGGACUCGGCCCGCGAGUGGCGCCUUCUUUGGCUGCGGGCUCCCAGGGUCUCCGCGGGCGAGCGAGCCUUGCCCCCCGGCAGCAUUCAAGAUGGAGUCACUUGUUCGAAAGAGUGACCAAAAACCAUUAAUGUGGUCUCACAUGAAGAGCAAAACCUGAAUUGAACGCAAAAGCACCUCGUUAAAAUUGGUCAAGGGAGCCAGACUCGAAGACACGGUCAGGACCUCACGGAGGCACCACUGUAGUAGCUUAAACAGAAAUUCCCUCCCUUCCUGUGUCGGGGUAGCCACCAAGUUAGGCCAGCCUUGAAGCACGUGCGUGUCCAGCACGAGUCUGCCGGAGUAGAAUGUGAUGACAUAGGGGAAAUAGGUGGGCAGCAGCCCUCCCACACAUGUGAUUUCUAGACGGUGAACAGGAGGAGGAAACCGCAAGUGCAAAGGCCCAGGGGCCUAAAGUGCUUUGCUGGUUAAACAGCAGAGGUAGUGAGGAAGAGACAUGAGAGGGGAGGUAAGAAGGAAGACCCCUUGGAGCUCAGACUUUAUAGUGGACAGUCCCUGAAAAUCUGUUUUAAUAACUGUUUUAUUAUACAAACAAUGUGUGGGCAGUGUGGAAAAUUAGAACACACAACACAGUCAAGCAGAAAUUUGAAAAAUAAAGACCUGACAUUCCUGCAA